Molecule: messenger RNA, 1991 nt
Organism: Anoplophora glabripennis (Asian longhorned beetle)
Lineage: Eukaryota; Metazoa; Arthropoda; Insecta; Coleoptera; Cerambycidae
Exons: 2
Coding region: 138-1229 (363 amino acids)
Biological process (GO): DNA integration
Molecular function (GO): nucleic acid binding
Source: RefSeq, a predicted model, not a curated record
AUUUAUCACCGUUUUUAGAUAACCAAGGAAUUUUGAGAGUAGGUGGAAGAUUACAACAAUCUAAUUUUACAUAUGAUAAAUGUCAUCCUAUUUUACUACCUAAAAAACAUCAUUUUACAAAUCUUAUUUUUCGUGAUAUGCACAUCAGAUUAUGUCAUCCAGGUCCACGAUUUUUACUUAGUUCAAUUCGCGAACAAUUCUGGCCAAUCGGUGGCAAACAACUUGCAAAAAAGAUUACAAGAGAAUGUAUAACAUGCUUCAGAUGCAAACCUACGUCAAUUAAUCCUAUUAUGGGAUCAUUACCUCCUCAGCGCACAGAAAUGACAUAUCCUUUUUAUUGUACCGGAGUAGACUAUGCAGGUCCUUACUUACUAAAAGAUAAACAAGGCAGAGGAAAUAAAACAACGAAAUGUUUCAUUAGUCUCUUUAUUUGUUUUGCAACGAAAGCGAUUCAUUUAGAGUUGGUAACAGGGCUAUCUACAGAAGCUUUUCUAGCAGCAUUCAAAAGGUUCAUUGCUAGACGGGGCAAACCGGCAAGGGUUUACAGUGACAACGGCAAAACUUUCAUUGGUGCAAACAAUGAAAUGCAAAAAAUAGGAGAAUUUUUAAAAAAUAAUUCAAGUUCUAUUACUAAUUAUGCUACAAAUGAGAGUAUUGAGUGGCACUUUAUACCACCAUACUCACCAAACUUUGGAGGCUUAUGGGAAGCCGGAGUCAAAAGCAUGAAACAUCACCUAAAAAGAAUUCUUAAAAACAUUAAUCUGACUUAUGAAGAUUUUUCAACUUUGAUUACUCAAAUUGAAUCAUUAUUAAAUUCACGACCUUUGUUUCAAUUAAGUACAGAUCCAAACGACUUUGGAGUGCUGACCCCUGCACAUUUCCUAAUCGGCAGAUCAUUUACUUCCAUUCCUGAUCCAAAUUUCCUAAACGUCCCUGAAAACAGAUUAAGCAGAUUCCAACACAUUCAAAAAAUGGUACAACAUUUUUGGUCUACUUGGUCUAAGGAGUAUAUCCAUGAGUUACAACAGCGAAGUAAAUGGAACAAGACUACAACUCCCAUUAAAAAUGGAACGUUAGCACUAAUAAAAAGAAGACAACUUACCUCCUCAGAUGUGGCGUCUCGGAAGGAUAGUCCAACUUCAUCCAGGCAAAGACGGAGUCACCCGAGUAGUGACAGUGAAGUGCGGUACAAGUAUGCUCCUACUUCAAAGACCCAUUGGUGUGCAUAGGACCAGUAGCAUCCGACCAAAUCAAGAACGCUAUCCAGCACACCGCUGGUGAGAAGAGACUCACAGGUCUAACCAGCUACAAAAGACCUAUGCACUAAACGUAUAAACACUAACAAAUCUGUACAUUUAAACUAUAACAUUACUCCAUUAAAACUACUUGGUACGAAUUACUUCAUCUCUUUGUUUCAAGUAUAUUUACGAGAUUCUGGAUUUUGUUGGGAUUCUCCGAUGAUUUUGAGCCCUCCAAAGGAAUUCGUACUACGUAACUACUAAGUAUUGUGACAUACGUACAUAUAAUUAUCUAGACAAAUAUUGGCUGAGGUAUUUACAUAGAACUUAAGGUUUCAAUCAAACUUUCUGGCCUAGACGUAUAGAUGAAACAUAUCGAGUAGUUCAUAGAGAAGAAGCAUGCAAAUGCGUGUAUUAUAAAUGUGGAGUACUUCUUGUAGAGGACGCACAGAUUAUAUUUUACAGAGAUAUUUCUAACUUUUGACUUUUAACCGUCUAUCUGUGAUGAUUUAAUGUGAACAGCGACUGGAAGCCCUUUCAAAACGGACACAGACUUACUGGAAAGUGGGGGACUUGUACAAAAGUAACAAGGUUGAUUUUGAAAGUGUUUUCAUCAAGCUUCAUUGUUGCAAUAGGGUGCAAAAAUUCUCGAUGGUACGAGAUUGAUACAUAUCAUACUAUACAUAUCAUAUUACUAUAUUGAUGUUAUAUUAUAAACAAUAUUUAAUAAAUGUCUACCAGCAAUUAACUGUA